Molecule: messenger RNA, 504 nt
Organism: Balaenoptera musculus (blue whale)
Lineage: Eukaryota; Metazoa; Chordata; Mammalia; Artiodactyla; Balaenopteridae
Gene: SMIM4
Product: small integral membrane protein 4
Exons: 2
Coding region: 249-491 (80 amino acids)
Source: RefSeq, a predicted model, not a curated record
CCGCCGCACUCAGAUUGGUGGAGCCGCUCCACAUUCUGGGUCCCGAGCUCAUCGCUGCUCUUUACCGGUUCCGCUCCUCACCUCCUUGGAGGUGGCUCAGGAUCGGGAUCGCACGGCCACUUGGCCGCCGGACUCAGCAAGGACGGGCAGGACGGCUUCGGCUUCAUCCGGGAGCUCCAGUCCAGGGGCUGGGACAGCUCCCGUCGCUCUUCGUUCCGCCGUACCCUUCUCCACGACAGCGGUCCGGCAUGUUUUCCAGGGCCCAGGUGAGGCGGGUUCUGCAGCGGGUGCCCGGGAAGCAGCGACUCGGCGUCUACAGGUUCCUGCCCUUCUUUUUUGUGCUGGGAGGAACGAUGGAAUGGAUCAUGAUUAAAGUGCGCGUGGGCCAGGAGACCUUCUACGAUGUCUACCGUAGAAAAGCCUCAGAAAGGCAGUAUCAGAGAAGGCUGGAAGAUGCAUCAGAGACUGAACUUCAGCAGUCAAUAAAGUGAAUAUGAAACUUUA